This is a messenger RNA of Rhododendron vialii, 1503 nucleotides long. Its product is annotated as NAC domain-containing protein 73-like. The transcript is spliced from 4 exons. Bases 193 to 1068 code for a protein of 291 amino acids. Lineage: Eukaryota; Viridiplantae; Streptophyta; Magnoliopsida; Ericales; Ericaceae. Gene Ontology annotation, molecular function: transcription cis-regulatory region binding; DNA-binding transcription factor activity. Gene Ontology annotation, biological process: regulation of DNA-templated transcription. The record is from RefSeq and is a predicted model, not a curated record. Gene Ontology annotation, cellular component: nucleus.
UAAUAAUAAAGUCUAAAUAUCUUUAUCCAGUUAUAAAUACGUAUAGGAAAAUACUGAUCAUUCUUCUCUCUCUCUCUCCUCUCCCUGUGUAUAUCUGUUUGGAAGAGAUAAACAAAAAGUUAGGCGGAAGUACUGGAGGAAACAAGAGAGAGAAACCAAUUCUGGGAUGGGCAUAAGAGCAAAACAAGAGAGAUGACAUGGUGCAGUGAUUCCCAAGACCCAAUUAGUUCCGUCCAAUUAUUAAAUUCCAAAGAAAAUCCCAUCAUAACAUGCCCAUCCUGUGGCCACAAUAUCCAGCUACAAGAUCAUGAGGGGGGAAUUCAAGAUUUGCCGGGGCUUCCGGCGGGUGUGAAGUUCGAUCCAUCUGACCUAGAAAUUCUUGAACAUUUGGAGGCGAAGGUUUGUUUUGAUCCCCGUAAGAUUCAUCCACUAAUAGAUGAAUUUAUUCCAACACUUGAGGGGGAAAAUGGAAUUUGCUACACACAUCCAGAAAAGCUACCAGGUGUAAGCAAAGACGGCCUAAUCCGCCACUUCUUUCACCGGCCAUCGAAAGCGUACACCACCGGGACAAGAAAACGAAGAAAGGUGCACACCGAUACAGAUGACGGGGGCGAGACAAGGUGGCACAAAACCGGCAAAACCAGGCCGGUUUUCAUCGGUGGGGUGGUGAAAGGUUUCAAAAAGAUACUAGUGCUCUACACAAACUACGGGAGGCAAAAGAAGCCCGAAAAAACAAACUGGGUAAUGCACCAGUACCAUCUUGGAAAUAAUGAGGAGGAAAAGGAAGGAGAGUUGGUGGUUUCAAAGGUGUUCUACCAAACGCAGCCUAGACAAUGUGGUUUAAAAGAAUCAGUUGUCAGCCAAACAGAGCCUUGCUCUUUGAUUAACAAGAACACAACAGGGUUUGUGGAGUUCUAUAACUCUCCGUUGGUUUGUUAUGAGAUUGGAGGGCAAGAUAGGGAAAUCCAAACUCAACUAAUCCCUAAUAUGGCUAUGCAAGGUGAUGGGUCUUCAUUUAUUCACUUGGCCACCAGUGGAAGCAAAGGAAAAGUACUUGAGAGGAAAUAGAGUAUAUAUAAGUUGUGGGUAAUUUAGUACUAGGGGAAAAGUUAAAUGACAAUUAUUAAGGACUCGUUUGUUUGGUUGAAACAUGAGGCUCAGAAUUAGGUGGGAUUGAGGAAUUUUCUUUUAGUGAGGGAGAAAGGGAAUAAGAUGGGGGCCGGUGGUUUCAAGAACUGGAAAGCCAUUUUGUUUGGGCAUGUGAAAUAAAUUGGUAUUGAUUAACACUGUUCAUGAUGUAGUUUUAUGCAGUAGUUGAUAGGGAUUUAUACAAAGGAAACUAAUAUGCAUGUGAAGGUUGGAUGGAGUAAGUUGAUUGUAAAAGUGUAGAAGCAUAAUUGUUGCAAGUUUAAUGGAUAUAGUUUCAUCCUUGUGUACAUCUUAACUGUGUAAUUCUUGCCAAGUUGUAACUGAAUAAAACCGAAGUUUCUAUUGAGCAGCAAA